AUGUCGGGACGACGCGACUUUCUCAACCAGCCAGCUCCUGAGAACUAUGUUGCUGGUCUUGGACGAGGCGCAACAGGUUUCACGACACGAUCCGAUCUUGGUCCGGCUAGGGACGGUCCCAGCGAAGAUCAGAUCAAGGAGGCCCUUGCGAAGCGCGCCGCUCAGCUUGGCCUCGCGCCAGACAAGAAGGGAAAGGAGAAGGAAAAGGAGGACGAGGGCGGCGACGACGAUGAUCGAUACCAAGACCCCGACAACGAGGUUGGACUGUUCGCCGGCGGCGUGUACGACAAAGAUGACGAGGAGGCCGAUCGGAUAUGGGAAUGGGUAGACGAGAGGAUGGACCGAAGAAAAAAGCAGCGAGAGGCGCGAGAGCAGGCGGAGAAGGACGAGUACGAACGCAACAACCCCAAGAUUCAACAGCAGUUUUCCGACUUGAAACGCGCCCUAGCGAGCGUCACGGACGACGAGUGGGCGAACCUGCCCGAGGUUGGCGAUCUGACUGGAAAGAACCGACGUAGCAAGCAGGCGCUGCGACAGAGAUUCUAUGCUGUGCCCGACAGCGUUCUUGCGGCGGCACGCGACUCGACCGAGAUGGGCACAACUGUUAUGGACGAGGGCACAGCAUCUAGCUCUGGUGACGCUUCGGACGGGACCAUGACAAACUUUGCUAAGAUCGGAGCAGCUCGAGACAAGGUGCUCAAGUCUAGGCUAGAGCAGGCUGGCACAGACUCGGUUGCUGGAGGCACUUCGACGAGCAUCGAUCCUCAGGGCUACCUCACGAGCCUCAACAAGAUGCAGAUGAGUGAAGCGCAGGCCCAAGUUGGAGACAUCAACCGUGUGCGCGAGCUGCUGCAGUCGGUUGUCAAGACGAACCCUACAAAUGCGCUUGGCUGGAUCGCUGCUGCACGACUGGAAGAGCUGGCAGGCAAGAUUGUUACGGCACGAAAGACGAUCGACAAGGGCUGCACGCAAUGUCCCAAGAGUGAGGAUGCAUGGCUAGAGAACAUUCGACUCAACAACGACUCCCCCAACGCAAAGAUUAUUGCUCGUAGAGCUAUCGAGGCGAACAACACUUCAGUAAGGCUAUGGGUGGAGGCUAUGAGGUUGGAGACGCUCCCUGGCAACAAGAAGCGAGUUAUUCGGCAAGCUCUGGACCACAUCCCCGAGUCAGAGGCUUUGUGGAAGGAGGCUGUCAACUUGGAGGAGAACCCAGAUGAUGCCAAGUUGCUCCUUGCCAAGGCAACAGAGCUCAUUCCUCUAUCGGUUGACCUGUGGCUGGCUCUGGCCCGUCUGGAAACGCCCGAGAACGCCCAAAAGGUCCUGAACAGAGCUCGAAAAGCUUGCCCGACAUCACACGAAAUCUGGAUUGCGGCCGCGCGACUGCAAGAGCAGCUCGGCCAAGGAAACAAGGUCAAUGUUAUCAAGCGUGCCGUCCAGGUCCUCGCAAAGGAGUCCGCCAUGCCCAAGCGUGAAGAGUGGAUCGCUGAGGCUGAGCGGUGCGAGGAGGAGGGUGCCAUUAUUACCUGUGAGAAUAUCGUUCGAGAGACCCUUGGUUGGAGUCUAGACGAAGACGAUGAUCGCAAGGAUACGUGGAUGGAGGACGCAAGGGCGAGCAUCAACCGAGGCAAAUAUGAGACUGCUAGGGCAAUCUAUGCCUACGCCUUGCGAGUGUUUGUCAACAGCAAGACGAUGUGGAUGGCUGCAGCCGACCUGGAGAGGAAUCAUGGCUCUCGAGAGUCGCUCUGGCAGGUGCUGGAGAAGGCUGUCGAGGCAUGCCCCAAGAGCGAGGACCUGUGGAUGAUGCUGGCCAAGGAGAAGUGGCAAGCGGGAGAGGUGGACAACGCUCGACUUGUGCUCAAGCGAGCCUUCAACCAGAACCCCAACAACGAGGAUAUCUGGCUGGCUGCCGUUAAGCUCGAGUCGGAGAAUGGCAACGCGGAGCAGGCGCGGAAGCUGUUGGAAAUUGCCCGUGAGCAGGCCCCGACAGAUCGUGUAUGGAUGAAGAGCGUGGUGUUUGAACGGGUGUUGGGCAAUGUCGAGGCAGCCCUUGACCUUGUUCUACAGGCUCUUCAGCUCUUCCCGGCGGCAGCCAAGCUAUGGAUGCUCAAGGGCCAGAUCUACGGCGACCUAGGCAAGCUGGGCCAGGCGAGAGAAGCUUACGCGACCGGAGUCAAGGCGGUGCCCAAGUCUGUGCCUCUGUGGCUUCUAUACGCUCGCCUCGAGGAGAAUGCCGGUCUUACCGUCAAGGCUCGAUCAGUGCUCGAUCGUGCUCGACUGGCAGUACCAAAGAAUGCGCAACUGUGGUGCGAGUCAGUACGACUGGAACGGCGAGCGGGCAACCUAGCCCAGGCCAAGUCAAUGAUGGCUAAGGCGCAACAAGAGGUGCCCAAGAGCGGACUGCUCUGGGAGGAGCAGAUCUGGCACCUCGAGCCGCGGACACAGCGCAAACCUCGCAGUCUCGAAGCCAUCAAGAAGGUGGACAGCGACCCGAUACUGUUUGUGGCUGUGGCCCGCAUCUUCUGGGGCGACCGCAAGCUGGACAAGGCGCAGAACUGGUUCGAAAAGGCCCUGGUGCUGGACAGCGAUUGCGGCGACUCGUGGGCGUGGUACUACAGGUUCCUGUGCCAACACGGCACCGAAGAGAAGCGGGCGGAUGUGGUGACCAAGUGCGUGCUCAAUGAGCCACGGCACGGCGAGGCGUGGCAAGCUGUAGCCAAGAAGCCUGAGAACGCUAGGAAGAGCUGUGAGGAGAUUCUCAAGAUGGUUGCUGCGGAGCUGGAGUAG
Molecule: messenger RNA, 2784 nt
Organism: Fusarium vanettenii 77-13-4
Lineage: Eukaryota; Fungi; Ascomycota; Sordariomycetes; Hypocreales; Nectriaceae
Exons: 1
Coding region: 1-2784 (927 amino acids)
Biological process (GO): spliceosomal tri-snRNP complex assembly; mRNA splicing, via spliceosome
Cellular component (GO): U4/U6 x U5 tri-snRNP complex; catalytic step 2 spliceosome
Molecular function (GO): protein binding
Source: RefSeq, a predicted model, not a curated record